Messenger RNA from Ylistrum balloti, 612 nucleotides. RefSeq lists its product as uncharacterized. The record is from RefSeq and is a predicted model, not a curated record. The coding region runs from base 1 to 612 and encodes 203 amino acids. Lineage: Eukaryota; Metazoa; Mollusca; Bivalvia; Pectinida; Pectinidae. The transcript has a single exon.
AUGUCGGGCGGGACAUUUCUGAUCGUCAACCUCACACUCCCGCCGGACAUUUCUGAUCAUCAGCCUCACACUCCAGCUGUACAUUCCUCACCGUCAACCUCACACUCCCGCCGGACCUCACACUCCCGCCAGACAUUCCUCACCGUCAACCUCACACUCCCGGCGGACCUCACACUACCGCCAGACUUUCCUCAUCGUCAACCUCACACUCCCGCCAGACAUUCCUCAUCGUCAACCUCACACUCCCGCCAGACAUUCCUCAUCGUCAACCUCACACUCCCGCCGGACCUCACACUACCGCCAGACAUUCCUCAUCGUCAACCUCACACUCCCGCCAGACAUUCCUCAUCGUCAACCUCACACUCCCGCCAGACAUUCCUCAUCGUCAACCUCACACUCCCGCCAGACAUUCCACAUCGUCAACCUCACACUUCCGCCGGACCUCACACUCCCGCCAGACAUUCCUCAUCGUCAACCUCACACUCCCGCCGGACCUCACACUCCAGCUGGACAUUCCCCAUCGUCAACCUCAUACUCCCGCCUGACAUUUCUAAUCAUCAGCCUCACACUCUAGCUGGACAUUCUUCACCGUCAACCUCACACUCCCGGUAG